Messenger RNA from Cylindrotheca closterium, 501 nucleotides. The record is from the annotation of a GenBank genome assembly. Lineage: Eukaryota; Bacillariophyta; Bacillariophyceae; Bacillariales; Bacillariaceae.
AUGCUAAUGACGAAAACAAUUCUAUCACUUAUGGCACUUCUAUUUGCUUUGGCGAAUGGUCUCGUUGCCCCAGCUACUUCUUCUUCUUCCUCCUCCAACAUGAUGGCCUCUGCUGCCGCUCUUACCAGAGACAAUCUGGUCAUGAUGCCCGCUACUUUGGAAAAGGAAAAAGUCCGAACUUCCGGACCUGCUGUUUUGGAUCGACCAACGACGGACAAGAAGAGUGAAAAUCCUAGAAAGGAACACAGCCGCACCGGUGGUGAAACUUGGGAAGUCCGCAUCUACAACGAUGGCAUGAACACUCGCGAGCACGUUGCUCGCUCGUUGGUUCAAGUCACUGGGUUGUCUGAAAUGUCGGCUUACCAAACCAUGAUGCGGGCCCACCAAGAUGGAAUUGCUACCGUCGGAAAGUGGUGCUUUGAGAUUGCAGAACUAUAUAACGAGGGACUAGCGAAAAACGGAAUCAUUUCCGACAUUGUUCCUGUCGAUGAAGAGAGAUAA